Messenger RNA from Drosophila persimilis, 413 nucleotides. Its product is annotated as mitochondrial import receptor subunit TOM22 homolog. Gene Ontology annotation, cellular component: mitochondrial outer membrane. The record is from RefSeq and is a predicted model, not a curated record. Bases 28 to 285 code for a protein of 85 amino acids. The transcript has a single exon. Lineage: Eukaryota; Metazoa; Arthropoda; Insecta; Diptera; Drosophilidae. Gene Ontology annotation, biological process: intracellular protein transport.
UAAAAAAAAAUUAUAAAUUUUACGAAAAUGUCCCAGCCAUCGGAAAAUGCAUCCCAUGAAAAUACAAACUACGAUGAUGAGCCCGACGAGUCGGUUGGUGAACGCCUCUGGGGAUUGACCGAAAUACUUCCGGAUUCGCAUCGCAACGCCAUUUCAACAGUCGCCAAAGGAACCGUUGUUUGUGUCCAGAAAGUCUGCUCCGGGGCUUGGAUGAUAUUGUCAGCCACCCUCAUUCUGCUCGGGCCCAUUAUCUUCGAAAUCGAACGCAACCACAAACCCAACUAAGCUUCAUUUAAUUAAAUUAGAUUAAAUAAACAUGAAUGUACCUAAUGAAAUCGCAAUUGACAAUGAAUAGCAAAUAGCAUUUGUAAUUUGUAAACGGAAAACCAGUAAAAAGUAAAAAUGGCUACCAA